Molecule: messenger RNA, 864 nt
Organism: Leopardus geoffroyi (Geoffroy's cat)
Lineage: Eukaryota; Metazoa; Chordata; Mammalia; Carnivora; Felidae
Product: calmodulin-like protein 4
Exons: 11
Coding region: 25-714 (229 amino acids)
Source: RefSeq, a predicted model, not a curated record
AGGAGGACUUCUCCUAAAACACCAAUGAAGGAACUGCAAACUUUUACAGAUGAGAAGGUCGAUUCUAAUGACCUGAAAAUUUUCCUGGGAAACCUGGGGAUUGAGUUCACAGAUCAGGAAAAAGAGAAGCUACUGAAAACACUGCCAAUUGACGCUGCUGGAAAGGUAUAUCACAACAGGUUGCUAAAGGGUGUGAAAUCUCUCAAUGGGGGAAAGGUUCAUGUAAAUAACCUGGACAACACCCUUAAAAAAUUGGGACUUGAGCUCACGGAAGAGGAACUUGCAAAGCUGUCAAAAAAUCUACAAGUUGAUGCUAAUGGAAUGGUUGGUCUGAAAGAGGUGAUGGAUGGAGUAAAAGCUACUACAGGAGGGGAGGUUGAUGUCAAAGAUGUGAAAGCUAUUCUGAAAAACAUGGGAAUAGAGUUCACAGAUAAGGAACGUUUGAAGCUGCUGAAAAAUCUGCCUUUCAAUGAUGAUAACAAGGUCUUUAAGAACAGGUUGCUAGAUGGUGUGAAGUCCCUUAAAGGUGGGAAGGUCAAUAUGAACAACCUGGGCACUGUUCUGAACAACCUGGGGAUAAAGCUUGCAGAUAUGGAACUUAAAGAUCUGGCUGAAAACAUGCAUGUUGGUGUUGAUGAGAAAAUUCCUCUAGAAAUUAAGGUCAUUCCUCUAGAAAAUUCCACUGAUGGAAAACAUCACAGAUUUUACAGGUGAGAAGAUUGAAUCUAGUGAGCUAAAAAAUGUUCUGGGAAAUCUCGGAAUUGAGCUCACAGAUAAGGAACUAGAGAAGCUGCUGAAAAUACUGCCAAUUGAUGCCAAUGGAAAGUUAUAUCGUAAUAGACUACUGAAGGCUAUGAAGUCUCU